This is a messenger RNA of Caenorhabditis elegans, 1749 nucleotides long. The record is from the annotation of a RefSeq genome assembly. NCBI's taxonomy places the organism in Eukaryota, Metazoa, Nematoda, Chromadorea, Rhabditida, Rhabditidae.
AUGCACAACAAUAUCUUUUACUGCAACAACAACAACAACAACAGCAAAGAGAACAGCAGCAACAGCAGCAGUUGCAGGUGCUUAAUUUGACUGAAAAAGUGGAAACUUUGGUCCAAAAACUCGCAAUUUUGACCUAAAAACUGGAAAUUUCAGCCCAAAACUGGGAAUUUUAGCUUAAAAACUGGAAAUUUUAGCCCAAAAACUGGAAAUUUUACCCCAAAAAUUGGAAAUUUUGACCCAAAAACUAGAAAUUUUAGUCCAAAAACUGGAAAUUUUGACCUAAAAACUGGGAAUUUUGACCCAAAAAUUGGAAAUUUUAGCCUAAAAACUGGAAAUUUUAACCCAAAAAUUGGAAAUUUUAACCCAAAAACUAGAAUUUUUAGCCCAAAAACUGGAAAUUUUAACCCAAAAAUUGGAAAUUUUAACCCAAAAACUAGAAUUUUUAGCCCAAAAACUGGAAAUUUUAACCCAAAAACUAGAAUUUUUAGCCCAAAAACUGGAAAUUUUACCCCAAAAAUUGGAAAUUUUGACCCAAAAACUAGAAAUUUUAGUCCAAAAACUGGAAAUUUUGACCUAAAAACUGGGAAUUUUGACCCAAAAAUUGGAAAUUUUAGCCUAAAAACUGGAAAUUUUAACCCAAAAAUUGGAAAUUUUAACCCAAAAACUAGAAUUUUUAGCCCAAAAACUGGAAAUUUUAACCCAAAAAUUGGAAAUUUUAACCCAAAAACUAGAAUUUUUAGCCCAAAAACUGGAAAUUUUAACCCAAAAACUAGAAUUUUUAGCCCAAAAACUGGAAAUUUUAACCCAAAAACUGGAAAUUUUAGCCCAAAAAUUGGAAAUUUUGACCCAAAAAUUGGAAAUUUUAACCCAAAAAUUGGAAAUUUUGACCUAAAAACUAGAAAUUUUAGCUCAAAAAUUGGAAAUUUUAACCCAAAAACUGGAAAUUUUAACCCAAAAAUUGGAAAUUUUGACCUAAAAACUAGAAAUUUUAGCUCAAAAAUUGGAAAUUUUAACCCAAAAACUGGAAAUUUUAACCCAAAAAUUGGAAAUUUUAACCCAAAAACUGGAAAUUUUAGCCCAAAAAUUGGAAAUUUUGACCCAAAAAUUGGAAAUUUUGACCUAAAAACUAGAAAUUUUAGCUCAAAAAUUGGAAAUUUUAACCCAAAAAUUGGAAAUUUUAACCCAAAAAUUGGAAAUUUUAACCCAAAAACUAGAAUUUUUAGCCCAAAAACUGGAAAUUUUAACCCAAAAACUAGAAUUUUUAGCCCAAAAACUGGAAAUUUUACCCCAAAAACUUGAAAUUUUAGUCCAAAAACUGGAAAUUUUGACCCAAAAAUUGGAAAUUUUAGCCUAAAAACUGGAAAUUUUGACCCAAAAAUUGGAAAUUUUAGCCUAAAAACUGGAAAUUUUAACCCAAAAAUUGGAAAUUUUAACCCAAAAAGUGGAAAUUUUAGCCCAAAAAUUGGAAAUUUUAACCCAAAAAUUGGAAAUUUUAACCCAAAAAUUGGAAAUUUUGACCUAAAAACUAGAAAUUUUAGCUCAAAAAUUGGAAAUUUUAACCCAAAAACUAGAAUUUUUAGCCCAAAAACUGGAAAUUUUAGCCCAAAAAUUGGAAAUUUUGACCCAAAAACUGGAAAUUUUAGCCCAAAAACUAGAAUUUUUAGCCCAAAAACUGGAAAUUUUAUCCCAAAAAUUGGAAAUUUCAACCCAAAAACUGGGAAUUUUGGCCCGAAAACCAUAAAAUUUUGA